Larimichthys crocea (large yellow croaker) is the source of this 11706-nucleotide messenger RNA. Its product is annotated as pecanex 3. Bases 1802 to 8617 code for a protein of 2271 amino acids. Gene Ontology annotation, cellular component: membrane. Lineage: Eukaryota; Metazoa; Chordata; Actinopteri; Sciaenidae. The record is from RefSeq and is a predicted model, not a curated record. The transcript has 35 exons.
CACGCGGCCAAUCAGUGCCAUGGGAAUCUCUCUCUCUCUCUUUCGCUCGGUCUCUGCGCGUGCGUGCGUGCGUGCGCGCGCGUGUGUCAACUAGUUGUUAGCUAGCGCUAGCCACUCAGCUAGCUCGUUGAAACAUUUGAACACAGGCUCCGUUUUAAAGCCGAGAAAACUGCUGUGGUUCAUCACCGGAGAGGACCCCCGUCCCCCUUCGCGGCAUUGCCUCUCUACGUUUAAUGCCAAAGAGGAUGAGGGACUUUGAGAAAACGAGGAGAAGUUAGUCAACGCCGACCAAAAGUGAAGCUCCAGCUUUUUUUUUUUUUGGACACUAGCCUCUGCUCGCUAGCAUCCCUGAGAAGGAAAGCUCUGAGAUUUUUUUUUUUUUUUUUACAAGGACUGGAUGCGGAAGGAGGGUAUGAGGCAAGCUGGGCAGCUAAUGCUAAUUGUAAGCUAUGCUGGGAUCCAAAUGUGCGAAACAUUUCACCGCGAGCACAGUUAUCAAAUCUACCGAGCUAACCGAAGCUAACAUUAGCUAAUGACGAGCGACUAACGUCCACCUUAGCGAUUAGCCGUGCUAACUUGUUGUAGGCUGGCGUUACAUGGAGCCGGUUAACGAUCGGGACAUCACCCGGGUUUGAAAUGUUGAUAUAUGCGGCCUAGCAUUAGCCGGCUGACUAGCGUCGGGGCUAUCUCGGUGUUGUUGUACGUUUGUCAGGAAGUUUGCAGCCGCUGUCGAUCAUGUUGUCAUAUUCAGCGAGGUGAUUUGAAGUCGGCGGCGAUCGAGCGGGUCGAGCUUUACCCACCACAAAUGCACAGGCAUAUUCGUGAGCUAGGCUAAACUGUGUGUUAGCUCGCUAAUGUCAAUCAUGAACUUAACGUAGCUGGCACAUUAGAGUAGAGAGUUUGAGCUCUUGUCUGAAAUAAAAUAUAUAUAUCAGCUAUGUUGUGUGGCUUCCCUGAUGGGUUGGUUUGGUUUGGUUAGGAGACAUCUGCUGACAAACGUUUUUAGUCUUUGUGGUGUCAUUCAAACCUUCUGAUUAAAAAUAUAUAUGGUUAACGAUUAUUACCGAGAUCUGACAUGGAAGUGAUGUGUGUGGUAUGAAAUGAUCUCCUUUAAUGUUUGACUUAAAUGCAGUCACAUUGACUCUGUGAUCUUUUGCUACAUUGGUUCAGGAUCAGCUGGAAGUCAAGAGGAAACAAUCUGGUUUCAUGAUCAUCAUGCGGGAUGUGAGGAAGUGAAGUAAAACAGCUAGGGAGAUACUUUGAAAAGUGCUGAUCUCAACAACUAACAUGUGCAUGUGGACAGCUGACAGGUUUCUACAUUGUUUCCCCUCACAUAGCGAUUUUCAGUGUCAUUUCAUGAACAGAUAACUGCUUACCGCUCACUUUUUCCUCCCACUGAAAGUUUCAGAUCAUUUUAAAAUGUAGCUUCAUGUAAUGAAACAAACCAGCUCUGAUCUUUCUUACAGAUGAAUGUUAUUUCAUACAUUCAGUGGGUUACCAAUUUGCCAAAAAGUCACUCUCCUGAUUACCCAACAAGGAUUGGGCUGGGGUGUGGCAACGUUGGUGCAGGGAGCGAUCACAUACUGGCACAAGAAUAUGCAAGGACUCUUGACCUCAACUGAAGUAUACAUAUCCAAGACACAGAACUAUUGUCCUUGAUGAAACAGUCUUGGUUAACCUGCCAUCCCCAAUGGAAGUGCCAUCAUAGACACAAGAUACUGUGGCUCGGACUGCUGCACAGUUUCUUGAGCUACAGCCUCGGAAGAAGCUUUUCAGCUUUUGGUUGAACUUGAAGGAGGAUAUGGGUUCCCAAGCUCUUCAGAUACUACGGCAGGGCGUGUGGGCUUCACUCACAGGAGGCUGGUAUGUGGACCCCCAUCAGAGCACGUUCUCCAACUGCUUCCACCUCUACCUUUGGAUAUUCCUCCUGGCCUUCCCCUUUCUCCUGUACAUGGCUCUUCCUCCUAGCUUGGUGGUGGCGGGCGUGUACUCCGCUGUGGUGGCUGUUUUUUUCACAGCCAUCAAGGUGGUGAACUACCGGCUCCACGCUAUGUUUGACCUCGGGGAGAUCGUGGAGAAGAAGCAGGCUUCGCUCACAGCUGAAGCUCCAAAAACAGAAGAAGGAGAUGAAGGUUCAGGUCCCCAUGAUGUGAAUCAGCACAGGGAUAGUCAUGUUGGCGUAGAGAUGACUGUGUUUCGGAAGGUCAACUCAACACCCCCGGUGCGCUGUAGCUCCCAGCACUCUCUGUUUGGCUUGAACCAAGUGUCGGAGUUCUUGCCACAGCUGGAGGAUACAGGGGGCACUAAGGAUAUCAAAGAGCUAAUGCGGGAACAAGGGAGCAAUAAUGUGAUUGUUACAUCAGUUCACCGUGAGAUCCUACGGCAGAGUUCCCAGGACGCAAUUAGGGCUCCCAGCGUGGUCCAGUCCUGCAUUGCUGCUGCUCUGGGAGGGGAUUUUCCCGGUCUUAUAGGAAUAUCUGGAGUGUCAGGUGGAUUUGGAGAAGCUGGGGACUGCUUGUCUAUACCCCCUUCACCCUCCAGUCAAGAAGAUGGAGGCAAUAAAGAACAGUUGCAGGAAGUUGAAGAGUUACCAGAACAACUGUCUCAACACAAUCCUGAGGACGAAGGACUGGGGGCUUAUUCUCCCCUUGGCCCGUCUGCUGAAUCUGGGAGCCUCGGGGAUACUCCCCUCAGCCCCCUUAUAAAGAGCAGCUUAAGUGAGGAGCUGAGUGAAAACCUCCUGGGGUUGGGCCUUGACCCCGUGGCAUUUGCACCCGGGACUGAGCACCCUGGCUGCCGCAAUGGGCUAGCACUAGUUGCUGGAUCCACGGACAGCUGUUUCAGUGCAGGUGGAGCCACCACAGACCGUGAGACACUAAGCACUGUUAGCAGCUACCGCAGUGAAAAAACGGAUUCAACUCAGCUGGAAAGUCCUUCGUUCAGCCAGCCACGGCCUGCAGAUGGACAGGCUUCCGCCUCAGCACCAGCGCUGGGCUCCAACGUCCUUGGGCCCGCAGAUGAUCCAUCCGGACAGGGUGGCAGUGAUACUGACAACCUGUCAGACAGCGUGCUACUGCGUUCCCCUUCCAAAGAAUUCUCCCUCAGCCAGGGUCUAGACAGGACGCUUGUUGAAGGAGAGGAUUUGCCCCCUGUACUAUGUGAUAUUGUACAGCCCCCUCCUCUUCAGAACUCUUCCCCUUCAAGUAGUGGCCACUCAGAGGUUUGUGAUUUAGACCACAAUGCCCCAGUUCCUCCUCUACCCCCACCUCGGCAGGCUAAUUCAGUGCCCUCAGGGCUGGCCCUGGGUCUGGUGUGUUCUGAGCCUGCUUUGCCCAUAUCCUCUAUCCCCUUUUUACUGCCUGACCAGUCUGCUCUGCAAGCCCAGCAGGUUGUGCGCCCUAAAGACUUAAAGCUGCUGCGGGCCAGCGGCAGUAGUGUGGGGCACAGGCCAGGCCGAAGGAAAGCUCCACGAAGGCGAGCCAGAGCAGGGAGCAGUAGUUUUGACUGUGGCUCUUACAGGCGUCACCACAAUCAUAGACAACACAGAGAUUACAUCCCGGUGCGCAACCGACUGGGCGCCAAGGCUUACAGUGAAAGUCUGUUUGAGGAUUCCAGCGACGAGGACGAUGGCAGUGACAUGAGCGCUGGUUCUAGUCUGGGCUCUCAGCGACGAUACAGCUCGGAUGAUGAUGAUGAUGACGAUGACUCGAGUUCCUCUACCUCCUGCUACUCCCCGGACCUCGCUAACACUGGCAUUACAUCCCCACUCCCAUCUGCUGCUCAACUCCCCACUCCAAGGGAAGGGGAUGUACCCGAAACUGCUGGCCCCUCACAUUCUCGUGCUGCUCAGCGCUCCUCCAGCACAGCAAGUGCUAAGACUCAUGCGAGAGUGCUAAGUAUGGAUGGGGCAGGUGGAGGCCAGAGCAACGCAGCGGCUCUGCCUUCUACUCUGCUUACAAUGCCCUCCCCCUCCACCUCCACCCCAGCACCACGCUCUCUCACCAUCUCCAAGUCUGAUCUGGAAGCCCGCACUAUUCACACUGAUGGCUUUCCUGGAACUCACCAUCAUCGACUGGAUUCACUCGGAGGUUCUUGGACCGGCAAUCAGAUGGCCUGGAGGGCAGAAGAGCUGGUUGAAGAGGGAGCUGUGGGAGGAGCCAUGGCUCCAGAGGAUGGGGGCAAACACGACUCAGUCAGCAGUGUUAAGAGGACCCAGGCCAUCCGCAGGAGACACAAUGCUGGGAGUAACCCUACACCACCCCCGUCGACCAUGGGAUCCCCUCCUAGCCUUCAGGACCUCCAGCGGGCUCGUACCUCCUCUCAUUCGCGGACCCGAACACUUCCCUCAGCCUUACAGUUCGCCUCCUCACUCCUGUUGCCCCGUAGUGGCAUUCACGAGGCCUCCACCUUCGACGACACAUCAGAGGGCGCGGUGCACUAUUUCUACGACGAGAGCGGAGUAAAGAGGUCCUACACAUUUGGACCUGCAGGAGGUGGUUAUGAGGAUCCAGUUCAGGAAAGGGAGAGGCAGUCCCAGUCCUCAAGCUUUACCUCCACUGAGGUCCAGGAAGGGGCCCCAGUCCUGUCCAUGCUACAGCCCAGACCUGUGGUUUUACAGGGCAUGCAGUUUGAUCUGGAUCACGAGUCUCUACAAGAAUCCCAGGAAAACACUCUGAUGAUUGAGGAAAAAGCUAAACCCAAACAAUACUAUCGCUUUUGGGUGCUUCCUGGGAAGUGGCUGAGGGUUCGAUAUGAUCGAUUGGCUCUUCUGGCCCUAUUGGACAGAAACCGCCGUGUGGGAGAGAAUGUAUUUGCUGUGGUGCUGGCCAGUCUGGUGGCCUUCUUGGGGUUCCUCCUGCUGCUCCAGGGCUUUUUCAGGGACAUCUGGGUCUUCCAGUUCUGCCUGGUCAUCGCUAGCUGCCAAUACUCCUUACUCAAGAGUGUACAACCAGAUGCAGCUUCUCCCAUGCAUGGCCAUAACUGGAUCAUUGUGUACAGUCGGCCGGUCUACUUCUGCUUGUGCUGUGUGAUGAUCUGGAUCUUUGACCUAUCCGGGCGCUCUGGCAACCUGCAACCCUUCUCCCUCUAUGGUGUCACCUUCUUCUCUGGACACUUCCUGCUCUGUGUCAGGGAUAUGCUCGUUGUGUUUGCCUUGUGUUUCCCGGUCAUUUUCCUGUUUGGGUUGCUACCUCAGGUCAAUACUUUUGUGAUGUGUCUGCUGGAGCAGAUCGACAUGCACAUUUUUGGUGGAACCGCCACUACCAGCCCCCUCUCAUCUCUGUUUAGCCUCAUACGCAGCAUGUUGGUGGCUGCUCUGCUGUAUGGAUUUUGCCUCGGUGCGAUCAACGCACCAUGGGGGGAUGCCCAUGUGCCAGUACUGUUCUCUGUGUUCUGUGGCCUACUGCUGGCCUUAUCUUACCACCUCAGCCGCCAAAGCAGCGAUCCUACCAUCCUGUGGUCACUGGUGCGGUCUAAGUUGUUCCCAGAGUUGGAGAACCGAACACCAGAAGAACCCCCUGUCGAGAUCAAGGACCCUCUUCCAGAGAAGCUGCGUAACUCUGUGAAAGAGAUUCUUCAUUCAGACCUCGUCAUGUGUCCCCUCAUGGCUGUGAUUACCUUCGCCAUCAGUGCCAGCACAGUUUUCAUCGCCCUUCAACCUGCUCUUAGUUUCGUCUUGUACAUCCUGGCCGGGGUUGUAGGCUUCAUUACACACUAUCUCCUGCCUCAGCUCCGCAAGCAGCUGCCAUGGUUCUGCCUGGCUCACCCUGUGCUCCGCUCCAGAGAAUACAGCCAGUUCGAAGUCCGAGAUGCUGCUCAGUUGAUGUGGUUUGAGAAGCUGUAUGCAUGGCUUCAGUGCGUGGAGAAAUAUUUCAUCUACCCAGCUGUUGUGCUCAACUCCCUCACGACCGAAGCUCAAACUGUGGGCCAGAACCAUAAAGAACUGGACAUCUACAGCCGAGCUCUCUUCAUCUCAGUAGCAGGCAUGAAGUUGCUGCGUUCGUCCUUCUGCGCCCCGUCACAGCAGUACGUCACGCUGUGCUUCACCACGCUCUUCUUCCACUUUGACUAUCCACACUUCUCGGAGACUUUCUUAAUCGACUAUUACUUCAUGUCCAUUCUCUUCAGCAAGAUGUGGGACCUGCUGUACAAGCUGCGCUUUGUGCUGACUUACAUUGCCCCCUGGCAGAUCACAUGGGGCUCAGCCUUCCAUGCCUUUGCUCAACCUUUUGCGGUGCCCCACUCUGCGGUGCUUUUUGUCCAGGCCAUCUUCUCUGCCAUCUUCUCCACCCCUCUCAAUCCUGUGCUAGGCAGUGCUGUGUUUGUGACCUCGUACACCAGACCUGUAAAAUUCUGGGAGCGAGACUACAACACCAAGCGUGUCGAUCAUUCUAACACCAGACUUGCUACUCAGUUAGACCGCAACCCAGGUGCCGAUGACAACAACCUGAACUCGAUCUUCUACGAGCACCUUACGCGCUCUCUGCAGCACAGCCUGUGUGGAGACCUGUUGCUCGGCCGCUGGGGCAACUACACAACAGGCGACUGCUUCAUCCUCGCCUCGGACUACCUCAACGCCCUGGUGCACAUCAUCGAGAUCGGCAAUGGCCUGGUCACAUUCCAACUGAGGGGCUUAGAGUUCAGAGGUACCUACUGUCAGCAGAGGGAAGUAGAGGCCAUCACUGAAGGGGUCGAGGAGGACGAGGGCUGCUGCUGCUGUGAACCCGGUCACCUCCCCCACAUGCUGUCAUUCAACGCUGCCUUCGGACAGCGCUGGCUGGCCUGGGAGGUGGCAGCCACCAAGUAUGUACUAGAGGGCUACAGCAUCAGCGACAACAACGCGGCCUCCAUGUUGCAAGUUUUUGACCUCCGUAAGAUCCUCAUCACAUAUUAUGUCAAGAGCAUCAUCUACUAUGUGAGUCGAUCCUCUAAGCUGGAAGAGUGGCUGACGAACGAGACAAUUCAGGAGGCUCUGCGGCCUUGUCUCGGGCCUAACUACGUAGACAGCGACCCCACCUUCAACCUGAACAUUGACGAGGACUACGACCACAGGGCCUCCGGCAUUACCCUCUCUUCUUUCUGCAUGGUUUACUUGGACUGGAUUCAGUAUUGCAACAGCCGGCGUCAAAUGCCAGUGACCUGUGAAAGAGAUUCUCCACUUGUCAACCUCUCUUUCGGGUUGUGCAUCCUGGGAAGACGAGCUCUGGGCACGGCAUCCCACAGCAUGUCUGCAAGCUUGGAGCCGUUUCUCUACGGCCUCCACGCGCUCUUCAAGGGGGACUUUCGCAUCACAUCUCCCAGGGAUGAAUGGGUGUUUGCAGACAUGGAUCUGUUGAAUCGAGUCGUGGCACCAGGAGUGCGAAUGUCCCUCAAGUUGCAUCAGGACCACUUCACCUCUCCGGAUGAGUACGAGGAUCCUAUGGUUCUGUAUGACGCCAUCACUGCCAAUGAGGAGAAGAUGUUGAUAUCUCACGAGGGUGACCCCGUGUGGCGCAGCGCUAUUUUAGCAAACAUGCCUUCACUACUGGCACUGCGCCACAUCAUGGACGAUGGCAGCGACGAGUACAAGAUCAUCAUGCUUAACAAGAGAUUCCUCAGCUUCAGAGUCAUCAAGGUGAACAGAGAGUGUGUGCGUGGGCUGUGGGCGGGGCAGCAGCAGGAGCUGGUUUUCCUGCGCAAUCGGAACCCAGAGCGUGGCAGCAUUCAGAACGCCAAACAGGCCCUGAGGAACAUGAUCAACUCCUCGUGUGACCAGCCCAUCGGCUACCCCAUCUACGUGUCCCCCCUCACCACCUCAUACGCUGGGGGGCACAGCCAGCUCCGGUCUGUGUGGGGAGGACCUGUCAGCCCACACAACAUUUACACCUGGCUCAUCAGCAGCUGGGACAGGUUACAGAAGGGUUGUGGUGCCGGCUGUAACAGCGGAGGGAACAUUGAGGAUUCAGACUGCGGAGGCGGCUCCACCUCUAUCUCGACCAACCCGGCUGUACACACCACCCAAAGUACACCAGCCUCCAGCCUUCCCCAGCCGUACAUCACCUCUAUCCAGCCCUCCAUGGGUACAGACAACCCCGUAGGUCCAACUCAGAACUGGCCUCACCACCCCCAACCUCUCCCAUUAGCUCUGCUCAGCCAAUCAGAAGGCAGAAUGGAGGCAGGACUUCUCACAUCCCUACAGCGCACAUCCUCCAUCCAGGGGCUCCUGGGCCAGCAGCUUUCCAGCUCCCAGCUCUCCUUCAGCGGAUCCGUGGCUCCACCUAGUUUGCCGGGACCAGAGCGCUUCUGCCCAGCAAGCCUGCUGGAGAACUCGGGGCACAGAGUGGGCCAGCGGGCUGGCCUCAGCCAUGGCGGUGGACUACACUAUGAAAGCCACUUUGGCAAGUGGAGUUUUGCGGGCAGGAAGGCCUUUAACGGACCAGCUACAGCGGAGGGGGAAGGAGGAACAGUACAGACCAUACGCACACAGCCUGCUCCUCCCGCACCCUUACAAGAGGUCAGUCUGACACAAGAUCCUCUGGGAGUCACUCAGACGAUGGAUCCAACCCUGCUGAACACAGGAGACCCCCCCACCCCCCGAAAGGAAACCACAGAGCUGCCUUUACUUGAGCACCUGCGCUGAGUCUGCACUAGGACGACCCCCCCCCCCACCCCUCCCCAUCCCUGAGUGACAUUCUCUGCAGUGAAAGCACAUCGCGGUCAACGACUGGAGCGGGCUCGGGCCCGUCCAGACCGGACUCAUUCCAGCCUUCGGGACUCAUUCCACCAUCCCUUGUUUUACUAAGUCAGAACGAUUUCCUCUAGCGGCCCACUGCAAUACUGUAAGGAUUCGGUCAUAAACACACACAAUCACCCCUUCUCCUUCUCAUCCAGAGGAGCAGGACAUCAGAUAGCAUGCAGAGCUUGAUGCACGUCUUGUCACAAAACGAUUUCAGCCAGCCUGUUUAUCCCAAAGUCAGUUCAUCUCGACUCACAGGGCCUGAUGAUAUACUCAUUCUUAACGUUUGUUUUCUGACAAAGGCACUCGGUGUCUCUAUGGACAACCUUUUGGUUGGAACAGUAGUGACAGGCCAGAAAGGCCAGUGCAAUUAUAAGGGAUAAUUUGCUUGAGGAGUGAUUAUUUUUCUAUACUGGAUAAUGGAGGAUUGCCUCCUGACUUUCUCACACUUGACGUCUGCAGCAGCAGGUGUUGUUGUUUUUGUUUUUUGCAUAACCAAUUUAAAAAAAAAAGAUCUUACAGUCUGUUGCUGUAUGUGCAGGUGAAGGAUACGUGGAAGCCAUGAUAAGCCUUGUUGUUUUUUUUCCCCUCCCUGACUUUACCAUGCUCACCAGACCUCCAGUCGUGUGUCAAACAAUAUUUAACAAGUACAUAUUUACCAGUUUCAGGAGCCUCCACUUCUUCUUCUUCUUCCCUGCACAUUAUACAUAUUCAACAAAACAAAACAACAACACAUCCCCACCAAAAUUUGUCUUUUUUUUUUUGUCCUCUGGGCCUAUUUCCUACAGAGGUGCCUGACAACAUCAACACUCAACAGUUCUGUCAUGGAGCAAGUUUCAGGGAAAAACAACUCCCUUCAAUCCCGGGCCAACAUGUGGUGCUUUUACCGCCAGUUUACAGUCCAUUUAGGCCUGGACACGAGUCCUGAAUCUGACUAGCAACACGGAGAUGCGGGAUGACUUGGGACAGAGCUGGCGCCCGUUAGUCAGGAUCGAUCUGUGAAAAAUUGUGUUGAUCACAAACCUACAAACUGGGAAUGUCAGAAACUUAAAUCUUUUUUUUCCCCUUUUUUUUGAUGAGUGGAAUGUCCUAUUUUGUUGUUUUUACUUUUACUUGAAGAAUCACAAGUUUCCUCUGUGUUUAAGGGGCACCGAGUUUGUUUUCUUCGGAUGACCGAUCAAUCCCUUUUCUGAUCAGAUCCACUCAGCUCGUGACUUUCUCGAUAGCAGGGACCCAGGCUGCUUUGUGCGGGGAGCUGUUUUCUUUGCCUGCAGUACGGCGCCUCCUGUUACUAUACUACUGCUUCUGCAUCUCUUGCUACUACUAAUAUACACACUACUACUGCUGUUUCUACAACAGUCGAAUCCAGCGUUUUAGUUGGAAAUAAACAAAGUUGAAUAAAUACUGAAAGAAAAGGUGGAAUAUUUAUUUGAUUAAUAUUGUCUUACAGAUAUGUUUAACGGGAUUUGUCAAUAUGGUGUGUUGAUGUAUCGGAUUCGAAAUCUGCCUUCUGUCAACUGUAUCACCGCCCUCUGCGCACCCCUCCCUCAAUUUGUUUGGUGUCAUCACAUUUGUAUCAUCUCACCAACGGCUGUCUGUUUUUUUGUUUUGUUUUGUUUUUGUUUUUUUUGUAAGCUUGUGACAUAACUGGAAGUUUCCCUGAGAAGUCACUUUAAGUUGGUUUCCCACUCUUGCACUGUUUUUGCUCCACCGCUGUGAAACACUGUUUAAGGGUUGAAGUAGAUCAGUGAACACGUAAAAAAAAAAAAAAAAGUCCGACCAGAUUUGGCCCCCGACGUCUCCUGAGGUCCAGUGGCUUUGUCCCUCAUGUGCCCACACAUCUGCAAGUGGUUGAGUGAUUCUGAAAUAACUUUUGAAUAACAGAAGACUGCCACGUAUGCUUAGAUCGCCAAAUAAUCUCCCUGAAAUGGUGUUUCCCCUGUAGGAAACUUGAAAAAGGAAGCCAGCGUUCUCACUGUCUAUAACGGGGAAAGAAGUCUGUGUUACAGACUUUUUCUGCAGGAAGACUUUUUGGCCAGCUGAAAGAGCGAUAAAAAACAGAAUGUGAAGCGUCAAGGCAGGUGGAGUACUAAAGUUACAAAAGAUGCCCCCUUUACAGUGUUUUACUCUGUGGGUUAAAACACGUUUGUCUAAUCAUUUUCUGUGGCGUUGUUUUUUUUGUUUUUCUCCCCCUGCUUUCAGCUCCUAACCACAUCUGAACAAGGGACACACCUUACAAAGCUUUUAUUUCUUGAUUUUUUUUUUUUGUUGGUGUUUUUUUAGCAGCUGUGAGAUUUCUGUCAGUCUCGGCUGUGAAGAAGCUACAACAGGUAAAAUAAAAUAAAAAUUUAAAAAGUGUCAGUAUCCCUUUCAAAACAUGGUAGUAACUCCCUCGACUCAGGAAAAACAGAGACUUUGUGUUCAGUGCUGUUUUCUGUUUUUCGUUUCUUCUCAUUCAUCUUGUAUCCAAAGCAACAGGCAGGAAUAUUGUUUUUUUUGGUUUUUUGUUAUUUUAUUAUUUUUCAUUGCUGGGAGUGAGGAAAGCACAAGUUCACAGAAAGACCUGGGUGUCAAUAAAAAGGGAUUUCUUAAUCUCUGAAAUUAUGUACAGCAUGUUUCGUAUAUAAAUAUAUAUUUAAAAUAUAAAUCUAUUUUAUUAUUAUUGGAUUUUGGGUUCUUUUACAUUUAUGACACUUUGUUGAGGUUUAGGGGAGGGACUCUUGUGUUUACCCAUCAGAGGGGAGAGCUGAGUGGAGAGAGGCACUCUUCACAUUGAAAUGUGCAGUCUGGGAAGAAUCAGUUAAUACUUCUUUUGCACAAAAUGUAUCAUACGCCAUCCCACUUUGUUUAUCGUUUUAUUAUUUUAGUUAUUUUGGGAGAGGGGUCUUUUAUUUAAGAACUUUAAGUCGAUGUUCAAUGUUCUGUACAGUUUUUUAUGUGAUUUUUUUUUUUCUCCUAUUUAAAUUAAAGGUUUUUGUGUCUUUGUUUGCAAA